AUGAAUGUUAAAAAAUACUCCAUGUUUUUCUCACAUUUAUUAAGAAAUAAAGGAAGAAUACCAAUUUGUAGUUUUUACUGUAUUACCAAUAAUUUGCAAAAAGUUUACAAAGCACGUCAUACAAUACAUCAACCGCUUUGCAAAUUUAGUUCUAAAAAUCAAAACAAUAAAAAAGAAAAUGAAAUAUGUGAAAUCAGAAAGAAAAUCGAAUUAACCAAUUUUAAGCUAGCUGAUAGUUCAUACGAUUAUAUAAGCAGUGAUGAUUCAGAUGAAGAAGAAUACAAAUGGAAAGAGGAAAAAUCUACAGAAAGAAAGCUUGAAACAUGUGAACAUGACAAAUCGUUUGAUGCCACUCAAAGAUAUAAUCAGAAAAUAUUAAACCAUGGGAAUCAACUUCAUAACUGUUUAAAACAAAAACACAUUUUCACACAUGAUGGAGGAAAAAAAAAUAAUGGUAUCCAUGAGCAUCAUCCAGAAAAUUAUUCUGAUAUAAAUUUAAAUGACAAAAAUGAGGAUGUCAUAAGGGUAACUUCUGACCGAAGAGAGAACCAUUCAGUUGAUUUAAACCAACGAGAGAACAAAAUUAUUUGGGAUCAAAUAAACACCAGCAAUGGUUGUACAAGUGUACAGGAAAUGUAUUCUGAUGAAUUUUCAUCCAUUAUAAGGAAAAACGAUGGAGAUAAGGAGUAUGAACAAAUGAAAUUUUAUCUAAACUCGUACAUAAAAAGAAAAAAGGAAAGUGAAAAUAAUAUGACAGAAUGUCACAAGAAUGAAUCCUCAACAAGUGUGCUAAAUGAGGAACUACACAAAUUAGAAAUAUCCCUGAGACCUUCACAGAACGAUAUUAAUAACAUAAAAACAUUUAUAAAUUUUCUGCAAAAUGAAAUAAAUAAGCAUUACAAAAAUUGCCAUGUAACACCGUUUGGGUCAAUCAUAAACGGAUUUUGGAUGAGAAAUAGUGAUAUAGAUAUAUGCAUUCAAAUUCCAGUACUACUUAGUAGAAAAGAUCAAAUAAUCUUUUUAAAAAAAAUUUGUUUAAUAUUAAAUAGUUUUAAUGAUGGGAUAAUUGAACAAAGAUUUUCUGCAAAAGUUCCCAUCAUACAUUUUUAUUGUAAAAAUCCUAGACAUUCAUUUGAAUUAUCCUGUGAUAUUUCAGUAAAUAACAUUUUAGCAGUAAUUAAUUCCAAAUUAAUUCAAAAAUAUGUAAGUAUAGAUAAAAGAUUACAAAUAAUGGGAAUAGCACUAAAACAUUGGUUAAAAAAUAGAAAUAUUAAUGAUCGAUCUAAAGGAUUUUUAUCGUCUUUUUCUUUAAUCUUAAUGAUAAUUCAUUUUUUGCAAUAUGUAAUCGAACCAAGAAUUCUUACAUCUCUCCAAGAUAUUUCGUUCAGAAGAAAUGAAAAACCAUUUUAUGUAAUGGGGGUUGAUUGCAAAUAUUGUCAAGAUGAAAAUAUCAUACGAGACGAACUACGUAAAAUAAAUAAUUACAACGACACAUAUAUAUGCACUUCAAAAUUACUAAUAGAGUUUUUUAAAUUCUUUGGCUAUAAAUAUAAAAGUGGCAUAAUAGCCAUACGUGAUAUAAAUGAUUAUUACCAAAAUUUCCAAGCUUUAAAAAAUUUUGAGUCUUAUUUUCUUUUUGUUGACAAUCCCUUUGAAGUUGGAAAAAAUGUUGCAAAUAUCCUUCCACAAAAUUACAAAACAAUUGUGAAUGAAAUGAAACGAGCCUACAAAAUAUUAAAAAACAAUGGCUCCUGGAGGGACGUGUGUGGUGCUGAAAAUCAGUUCACUUGUUUGAAGCACCUUUGA
Molecule: messenger RNA, 1806 nt
Organism: Plasmodium gonderi
Lineage: Eukaryota; Apicomplexa; Aconoidasida; Haemosporida; Plasmodiidae
Exons: 1
Coding region: 1-1806 (601 amino acids)
Biological process (GO): RNA 3'-end processing
Molecular function (GO): nucleotidyltransferase activity
Source: RefSeq, a predicted model, not a curated record